Molecule: messenger RNA, 1713 nt
Organism: Spirodela intermedia
Lineage: Eukaryota; Viridiplantae; Streptophyta; Magnoliopsida; Alismatales; Araceae
Source: the annotation of a GenBank genome assembly
AUGGCGGAGUCGCUCGGAGUUCAUUUUUUCAGCAAAAAUGAUUUUUUUAUGAAGGUCGGUAUUAUUUUGAAUGACUAGUCUAUAAAAAAUCUCAGUAUUCUUUUGGUCGUAUGGAAAAUGGGCCAAUAUGGGCCGAUUUUCCUUUUUCAGUCCUGAACUAAAUAGCCUGCUAGAGUCAGCCCACUAUCUCUAAUUGACGGAUUCCUUGGAUCCUUAUCCUCCCUUCUUUCCGACCUCCACAGAGCAACGUCUUUAAAUCGUAGCCAUCUAUCGGCCUGGGGCAACCAAUCUGACAGCGUGGCCGGUGGGCCCGGACCCAAUUACUCGGUAACUGAUGCGAGCAGCAAUAGAAUUAAUACACUUAUAGAGAAAUAUUCGCAUUAAAGAACUUUGCAGGAAUAUUAAAUAGCAUGACGAAAGUGCUCCAGUCAGAUUACUGUGCGAGGGGCGAUCGCCGACAGCUUCGAGAGUCGUGUCAGGACACACGUGGGCCCACUCCCUGACGCCUCCGACGUGGCCUGUGGGGCUCGUGGCGAUUUACCCCUCCUCCCCCGGUGAGGGGUAGAUUUGCUUACUAUCCUUCCCCGGGUCUCGCCAGGAGAGCAUUUCUUACACUCCAAAAGGCAACGUCCUCUUCCUCUUCCUCUCUCUCUUUCGCCCUUCGCCCUUUGCUCGCCGCCGCCGCCGCCGCCGCCGCCACCUACUGCGGCGGACCAUGACGUCGUGGCUGGUCAGAGGAAUGAAGGGGAUGAGCCUUUCAUGUACCGUUCCGGGAUCAGAGGAAGAGUGGGCCGGCGUUGACAGCCGGGAACCGGUCGACGGCCGGGGGAGACCUCUUAAUUCUCAGCCGCCGUCGCCAUCGAAGCAGAAGACCCGCUUCCAGAAGAGCCGGAGGAGCUAUCAGCGCCAGAGCGACUCUGUCAAUCCCCUGGCUUCGACCCGUUACCUUCUCGACGGUGACGAGUCUUUUCUCGAAUCGUUCCUUGACCUCGACGCGCUUCCAGUGUGGAGCCGCAUCGACUCGGCUCGAUUCCACUCGGUUACGGGGGACGACUCACCCUCACUGAAGCCUUCUUACUCUUCUGCUUCUUCUUCGUUUUCCUCUUCCGUGGCUACUGCUCCGCCGGUCGAGUCUCCGACGGCUGAAGAAGACGAUUCCGCCGCCGGAAGAGUUUGCCCUCUCGGCAAGUCUCCGGAGCAGCGGCGGUCAUUCUUGAACGAGUCUUCCCCACCGCCGGAGACGACGACGACGACUCUUCCCCCUACAAAGGAAACCAAUUCUUCCACUGCAUCCCGAGAAGAACAGGUUCACGCAUCUCUCUCGAAUAACGGAAAUACCUUUUUAACCAGCCGGAAUUUCCUGGUUCACAUUCAAGGUAUUACGGCGACCAUCACGAUUAUUUCCUGGUUCGCUUCCUCCUGCGCCGCAGGUUGUCGUCUUGAAGGUUUCUCUCCACUGCAAGGGCUGCGCGGGGAAGGUGAGGCGGCACAUCGCCCGCAUGGAAGGUGAGAUAGAUACAUCGAGAGAGAGAGAGAGAGAGAGAGUAUGGUUAAUUAUUUUAUUACAAUAUUUAUGCUUGAUGAGCAGGGGUGAGGUCGUAUAACAUAGAAUUCGACGCGAAGAGAGUGACGGUGGUUGGGGACGUGACCCCUCUGGGCGUCCUCUCAAGCGUCUCCAAGAUAAAGAAGGCCGAGUUCUGGGCCCCCGCAUGA